Molecule: messenger RNA, 970 nt
Organism: Coniophora puteana RWD-64-598 SS2
Lineage: Eukaryota; Fungi; Basidiomycota; Agaricomycetes; Boletales; Coniophoraceae
Product: dehydrodolichyl diphosphate synthetase
Exons: 6
Cellular component (GO): endoplasmic reticulum; membrane; lipid droplet
Molecular function (GO): ditrans,polycis-polyprenyl diphosphate synthase [(2E,6E)-farnesyl diphosphate specific] activity
Source: RefSeq, a predicted model, not a curated record
GCAUGUUCCUCCAUGAGCUUAUUCUGCGAUUCUGGGCGUGGCUUCAGGCGCGCUUCACGGCUUGGAUACUUGCAAUUCUCUCUUGCGGUCCCAUACCACAACAUGUCGCGUUCGAGAUGGAUGGGAACAGGCGGUACGCACGCAAGAGAGGGAAAAAGGCGCAGGAGGGGCAUUAUGCUGGGUUCGAUGCUCUUAGACGGGCAUUAGAUAUAUGCUUCAAAAUGAACAUACGCUGUGUCAGCGUGUACUCGUUCGCCAUCUCCAAUUUCAAUCGUCCGCAAGAGGAGGUGGACACGCUCAUGGGUCUUGCAGAGAGCAAGCUGUUAGAGAUAUGUCAACACGAAGGGUUACUCACUAAACACGGCGUACGACUAAACGUCAUAGGGGACAAGAAGCUGUUUCCCAAGAACGUGCAAGAGGCUGUCCAGAAAGCUGAGGAGCUCACUCGACAUAAUGAUAAAGCGAUCUUUAACAUGCUCAUGCCUUACGACUCUCACUACGAAAUCGACAACGCUGUACGCACGGCUGUAAUUGACGUUGUGAAGGAGGGGAAACCAAGACAUCUUACAGAAAAGGACAUCGACGACCGGAUGCUGACCACCAUCGCCGGUAGCCCACCACUCGACAUUCUCAUACGCACCAGCGGAGUCAAACGGUUAAGCGGCUUCAUGCUUUGGCAGUGCAGUGACGAUACACAGAUACAAUUCACAGAUACCUACUGGCCAGACUUUGGCCUCCGAGACCUCGUCCCCGUCGUCCUCGACUACCAGCGGAAAGUUUGGUCAAGGCAAAAAUCUCGCCCACCGACAUUGUAGACCUCAUUGCUAGACAUUCGCUUGUAAAUUAACAUCCAGACGGACUGAUACAUCCACACAUUCCAGCUCUAGAACCUUAAUCCAUUCGGACGAUUAAUUCCACCAGUCAUGUACAUGUAAAGUAUAUUAAUUUGCAUGCCCAAAAUCAAAAUACA